Thlaspi arvense is the source of this 885-nucleotide messenger RNA. The record is from the annotation of a GenBank genome assembly. Lineage: Eukaryota; Viridiplantae; Streptophyta; Magnoliopsida; Brassicales; Brassicaceae.
AUGAAUUCGAUUCGGGAAGGCCUAAAAUCUGCACAAUUCAUCGCUAUUGACACGGAAUAUCCAGGUUGUCUAAAAGAGACAACGAUGGCGGCGAGCGAUGAAACCCGAUACGAAAACAUGAGGUUUAACGUCGACAGAACCAAACCAAUUCAGUUGGGUUUCACGCUAUUCGACAGCGUCGGAGGAAUCCACGGUACCUGGGAAGUAAACUUCUCGGAUUUCGACGAAACAAAGGACGCAAACAACGAGAAAUCGCUCGACUUUCUUAGACGCAACGGUCUUGAUUUGAAGAAAAUCAGAGAGGAAGGAAUCGCGAUCAGUGACUUCUUCGGAGAAUUUUCUCAGAUUCUCAAAGAGGAGGAUAAGCACAUGACUUGGGUCACCUUCGACGGCUCAUACGACUUGGCUUAUCUACUUCAAGGCAUGACCGGAGGAAAACCUAUGCCGGAGACUUCUAAAGAUUUCGAAGAAACGGUUCAGAGACGUCUAGGGAAAACUUACGACGUGAGGAAGAUGGCUGGAAUGUGCAAAGGACUGAAUAGCCGUUUCGGGCUGCAGAGAAUAGCCGACGAGCUUCAGAUCAAGCGUGUCGGAGAAGCACAUCACGCUGGUUCCGACAGUGAGCUCACAUCUCGAGUGUUCACCGACAUGACUUUGAGAAUAUCUCGGGACCAAAAGAGAAAGCGGGACCAGUAUCAACUGGAUCGACACCGUGGCUACCUCGCUGUAAAGGAAUUGGAACAAGCGCUUAUGAUGGAGAGACGUAUGCGAAGGUGUUAUGUACCGAUACAGCCACCAAGACCUCUCAUGUUUCCUCCUUACCCAUCUUACGGUGGUGGCUGCUUUGUUGUGCCCUUCACACGGAGAUUCCCAAACUAUGUGUGA